AGUCGGCAGUUUUAUCAAUAAACAAAGCUCACAGGUAGCCUAACGUUUACAUUGGUUUAUUGAUAAAAUUGCCGACUCCUGUGGACAUUUCUUAUUAUUAUAAAUAGAAUAAAAUUAUCCAAUGGUAUGCAAGUAAAAAAAACAGUUAUAUUGAGGAUACAUAUAUCGUCUUUAUUGGUCCCUAAUUUUUUAUUUUUUAUUUUUUUUAAAUAUAUAUAUGUUAUGAAGGGGAGGGUGUGAGACUAACGCUCGUUUUCUUUAGGCUAACUAUGUAUUUGAUGUUUUAUUUUUAAGGAUACGAGCAGAUCAAGGUCUGCGUCGCCAGAAAAAGGGUCUAUCCAAAGAAACCGGUAUUCAGUUGGAGGAAGAGGGCAGGGACAAAAAGGAAGAACAAGGCAGGGACAAAGAAGAGGGUUGUCAAUGCGCAAUGGACAUGGUAGACAACAGGAUCUGACUAAUAGAACUGCCAUGGCAGAGAUCAGAGAAACAGAUGUUCAAGAACGGAUAAAUACUUAGACCCCAGAGCAGCUGCGUGGAUUAGUCAUGAGAAUGUAUCAGAGACAGCCCUCAUUUGUAUUGGAUAUAAUUGAUGCUCAUACAACAAAUGACAAUAGCAACAGGCCUGGCAGUUCCUGUGUUAAUGUUCCAGUCUGGUGUCCAUGCACUUUCUGUCGUGAGAUGCCAGUAGACACAGAGAAAGUUCGCUGUAAUAAGACACCCUCAAACUAUCAUUUCAGACUAAGAGAUUUUGACAUCAUAGUACUGGAUGAGUUGGUAUUAGAAGUUGCAAGACGUAUGCGAGAAGACAUGCUGGUUGAAGCCAGAGACCAAAAUUUAAACAGGGCAAACCGUUACGCUGCUUAUAGACAAUACAUUCUUUGGAUCCAUGGCCAUCUUGGAGCAGGGAAUAGAAGGGUCAUCCCAAGUUGUGUUAUUUGGCGCAUAAGAGAUAAAUAUCCUGAUCCAUUUGGACACUAUGUUGGAUUUAUUGAUGGUAGACUUGGCUAAAUAAUACACGGACACUUUUUAUUCAUUAUUGGCUAAAUUAAAAUCUGUAUCUAGACACAUUUGUCUUAUCUGUAUAUGAAUUUCAUAUCAAUUAAAUUAGAAACUACA
Saccostrea cuccullata (small rock oyster) is the source of this 1116-nucleotide messenger RNA. RefSeq names its product P2X purinoceptor 7-like. NCBI's taxonomy places the organism in Eukaryota, Metazoa, Mollusca, Bivalvia, Ostreida, Ostreidae. Bases 544 to 1008 code for a protein of 154 amino acids. The record is from RefSeq and is a predicted model, not a curated record. The transcript is spliced from 3 exons.